AUGCCCGACGCCACACUGCCUGCCUGCUUCCUUGGCCUGCUGGCCUUCACCUCCGCUUGCUACUUCCAGAACUGCCCAAGGGGCGGCAAGAGGGCCAUGUCCGACCUGGAGCUGAGACAGUGUCUCCCCUGCGGCCCCGGGGGCAAAGGCCGCUGCUUCGGGCCCAGCAUCUGCUGCGGGGACGAGCUGGGCUGCUUCAUGGGCACGGCCGAGGCGCUGCGCUGCCAGGAGGAGAACUACCUGCCGUCGCCCUGCCAGUCGGGCCAGAAGCCGUGCGGGAGCGGGGGCCGCUGCGCCGCCGCCGGCAUCUGCUGCAACGACGAGAGCUGCGUGACAGAGCCCGAGUGCCGGGAGGGCGCCAGCUUCCCUCGACGCGCCCGGGCCAGCGACCUGAGCAACGCGACCCUGCUGGACGGGCCGAGCGGGGCCUUGCUGCUGCGGCUGGUACAGCUGGCGGGGGCGCCGGAGCCCGCUGAGCCCGCCCAGCCCGGCGUCUACUGAGGCGCCCCCACCCCACCCCCCGCCCUCGCAGCACGAAAAAUAAAUGGUCUU
This is a messenger RNA of Balaenoptera ricei (Rice's whale), 552 nucleotides long. RefSeq names its product arginine vasopressin (gene AVP). The transcript is spliced from 3 exons. The coding region runs from base 1 to 501 and encodes 166 amino acids. NCBI's taxonomy places the organism in Eukaryota, Metazoa, Chordata, Mammalia, Artiodactyla, Balaenopteridae. Gene Ontology annotation, cellular component: secretory granule; extracellular region. The record is from RefSeq and is a predicted model, not a curated record. Gene Ontology annotation, molecular function: neurohypophyseal hormone activity.